Molecule: messenger RNA, 1051 nt
Organism: Medicago truncatula (barrel medic)
Lineage: Eukaryota; Viridiplantae; Streptophyta; Magnoliopsida; Fabales; Fabaceae
Product: meiotic nuclear division protein 1 homolog
Exons: 10
Coding region: 98-754 (218 amino acids)
Biological process (GO): reciprocal meiotic recombination
Cellular component (GO): nucleus
Molecular function (GO): double-stranded DNA binding
Source: RefSeq, a predicted model, not a curated record
UGUCGUUUUGCUUAUAAAAAAGGGAAAAAAUAUCUUCCACCAUUUUCCCGCUAAAAAGCAGAGAAUCACGUUUCUAGAAUCUUCCGUCGCCGCCGUAAUGUCGAAGAAAAGAGGACUUUCGUUGGAAGAGAAGCGAGAGAAGAUGCUUCAGAUCUUUUACGAAUCACAAGAUUUCUUUCUGCUUAAGGAGCUUGAGAAGAUGGGCCCCAAGAAGGGUGUGAUUAGUCAGUCUGUUAAAGAUGUGGUCCAAAGUUUGGUGGAUGAUGACCUUGUUUCAAAAGAUAAGAUAGGUACUUCGGUAUACUUCUGGAGUCUUCCUAGCUGCGCUGGAAAUCAGCUUAGGAAUGUACAUCAAAAACUUGAUUCUGAACUGCAAAACAGUGGUACACGGCAUGCCCAACUUGUUGAGCAAUGUGAGGCACUAAAGAAGGGGCGUGAGGAAUCUGAUGAACGAGAAGCGGCCUUAGCAGAUUUAAAAGCCAUUCAGCUGAAGCAUAAUGAGUUGAAGAAUGAGUUAGAAAAAUAUAGAGAUAAUGAUCCUGCUGCCUUUGAAGCAAUGAGGGAAGCAAUUGAAGUUGCUCAUACAGCAGCUAACAGAUGGACAGACAAUAUUUUCACUCUGAAGCAAUGGUGUUCAAACAACUUCCCUCAGGCUAAGGAACAACUUCAGAGCAUGUACCAGGAGAUUGGUAUAACAGAUGAAUUUGAUUAUUUGGAGAUGACACCUCUUCCAUCCAAAGUAGUAGCUGAUUAAAUAUUGCUUGGUCUGUCAGAAAACCGAAUCCCCUUGUUGCCGUGCUUCUCUCAAACACUGACAACUAAAAUGUUAACUUGAGUAUUGCCAUUGACAUCCUCUUUUUGUAGAGAAAUGACUUGUAUUUUUCUCUCUUAAUCAGGAUUAGGUUUUGAGAAUAUGUAUAUAUAUUAAAAUUAUCUUUUUCUACCUCUUUAUUUGUUUACUAUUUUGACUAAGUUAGGCAUUACUGAUUGUGCAGCAUGAUUCAGUGAUUCUUUUUUAUGGUAAGAAAAACAAAAGUUUUUGUGGUUAUUA